This is a messenger RNA of Ruditapes philippinarum (Manila clam), 3348 nucleotides long. RefSeq lists its product as uncharacterized. The transcript has 5 exons. Lineage: Eukaryota; Metazoa; Mollusca; Bivalvia; Venerida; Veneridae. The record is from RefSeq and is a predicted model, not a curated record. Bases 274 to 3078 code for a protein of 934 amino acids.
CAAUGGAGGCAGAACAUAUGGCGGUUAAAGGAUUUCCGAAAUAAAAUAAGCCAUAUAUCAACAACGACUGAAAUACAACAUAAUGAUUUUACAGCUUGGUGGAAUGAUAUUGAACAGAUACUUGUUCGUCAAAGUUCUCCAGCUCUGAAUAUUCGGCAAACAAUAGCCGAAUUAAAAACUACCCCUCUUGAUCUGGAAGAAGAGAGAAGGAUACAGGAAGAAAUAGAAAAGUGGAAGGACUAUGAAGCCGAUGUUGACCAACUGAAACAGGAAAUGACAGACGUAAAAGAAAAUGUAACUGACGUGAAGAAAGACAUUGGAGAUGUAAAGGGAAAUGUAACAGAUGUAAAAAAAGAACUUGAAGAUGUGAAAGAAAAUGGUACUGCGGUAAAGAAAGGCCUUGAAGUCGUUAAAGAAAAUGUAACUGAUAUGAAGAAAGACCUUGAAGUCUUAAAAGAAAAUGAUACUGCGGUGAAAAGAGACCUUGAAGAUAUAAAGGAAAAUGUAACUGACGUGAAGAAAGACCUUGAUGAGAUAAAAAGACGGCAAGGGGCAGAGAAAAGUGAUGAAACCGAUUCACCAGUACAAACAGAGGAGAGAAAAUAUCAAAAUCUCAAGAAGGAGCUAAAAGAUGGUUUGAUUGAAUUCUACAAAACGAGACACAGUAAAGUUUUCUUGUCGCCCCUUUUCGUAGAAAAUGACACGCCUUUGGCUUUUUUCUACAUAAGACCUGAAUUGAACUUAAUAAUCUCAGCACCGAAGAGAAAUGAUGAAAAAACAAAAGUCAAUGAUAAAAGACAAGUCAAUGAAAAAAGACAAGUCAUUUCCUUAUUGAAGAUGUUUAAAACUGGAAAUCAAGCUAACCGAGAAAUACAUGUAAUUGCUGAUGCUGGUCUCGGAAAAACUGCAUUUUCAAACUAUUUGGCGAUCACCUGGUGUCAAGCUCAUUUUCCAGAUGAAAACAUGACUCAAUCUUUUCAAAAGGAUGAUAUAGACUGUAUGCAGGAAUUCGAUUUCUUAUUUCUGGUUUUACUGCGAGAUUCGAACGAUUUAUGUUCUAUAGAUGAUCUCAUAUUUAAAAAGAUUGUUUCAAAUUUGGGUUUACAAGAAAAGCCUUCCGAAGAUUUUGUCCUUAAAAUUUUGAAAAAUGAGAAAUGCCUCGUUAUACUUGAUGGACUAGAUGAAUGGACCCACCCCGAAAAGAAAUGUCACAGAUCGCCGCGAUCAAUUCCCCAUAGGAAUGACCGAGAGAAGUGUACAAUACUGACCACUACGCGACCAUGGAAAUUAGGAGUUUUGAAUUUGAAUUCAUGUCAAAUAGGAAUUAAGGUAGAACUAACAAAACUGAGUUACGACUCAGCAGUUACACUUACAAACAGGAUAUUACAAAAAUUGAAAUUUUACGCAAAUGAGAAUGCAUUACAACGUGAUGUCACAGCGUUCAUAUCAGGAAUCAAAAGCAGACAAAAUGAUGAACUUACAUCUGUGCCUCUACUUUUGAUAUAUACAAUUUGUUUAUGGUGUGACGGUGUUGAAAUAGUAAAUUCAAAAUGUGAACUCUAUAUAAAUAUAGUAGAACUGCUCUUAUCAAGAACGAUUGAGAAGCAUGGAGAUCUUCAACAAGCGUGCGACGUUUCUGAUAGUUACACCCAAGAAUCCUUUGCUGAAUAUGAAAACUGUACAAAAUACUACCCACUCCUUAUGUGUUUAGGAAAAUUAGCUUAUUAUACGUUAUUCAAUGACACAAGAGAAAACAGGCUGGUAUUUGAUUGUUCAGUUGCUAAAAAAUAUCUCUCAAAAGACGAGAUGAAAUUUGCCCUUCACUCAGGAAUGUUGUCAGAAAGUACAACAAAAACACUAACAAAAAAGUAUAGUAAAGUAUCAUUUUCCCACAAAACAGUUCAAGAAUUCUUUGCUACAAUAUUCAUAAGUUCUGAAAAUGAGGCUGAGAAAAUUGUUCUAGAAAAAUGUAAAAAUGUUCAAGACAUCCUAGACAUGUCGAAAGUUUAUGAAUUUUUAAGUGAAAUGAAUGUUGACAACAUGUGUGCAAUAUCAAACGAUUUGAUGUCUGUGAUAAAUGAAGACAAGAAAACACGCGACUAUAGAACUGGGGCAGUUUGCAAGGACACGUACAGUAAACCAUUGUAUAAAAUACAGAAAUUGUUCAUGUCGUGUUUACAAGAAAUGCCUGAAAGUGAUAAUAUUCAAUUAUGCUUACAAGAUUUCUUCAUUAAGGAAAACACCGUGCACAGUGAGCAGUUACAACGUUUGUUAAAACACAAUAACACCAACAUAAAAUCACUUUAUAUAGACAUCAGAUUGGCUUCCAGCAGUUUACGUGAAGUUAUAGAUUUAUUCUCUCUCACAGAACUCAGUCAUAUACAGAAACUUUACUAUGAGGGUAACUGGGAGCAGGAGGCUGAGAUAAAUAGGAUAUUGUUUCCCAGUUUACAGAACGUAUAUUUGUGUAAUGGAAAAUGGACAAAUGAUGAAGAAAACAUGGUACGGUGUGGAAACAUGGCACGAUGUCAAAACUUACAAUAUUUAUAUAUUGUAGGCUUCAAGUUAUCUCAUAAAAUACUGGAAACAUUUUUCAGUUUUACCUCCGGUCAAAAAUCAAUGAAAGAGUUAACAUUGAAGUGGUUACACUGUAAAGAACAUGGCCGCAAUGGUUGUAAGAGAUGGAACUUAGACUUGUCUCAAAAUUCAAGUCUUUCAAAGUUAGACAUGCGGGAUUUACCUUGGAAGAUACAAUUAAAUAUAUCAACACCGUCAUUAGUUAAUGUUAGGUUGUGGGUCAUCAAUCUAGAUGAAAGUUCAUUGCUACUGUCACGUGACAUGUUGCAUAUUGAACGUGUGGAGUUGAAGUGUAUAGAAAUGUCUGCAGGAAGUUUACAGAACUUUAUUACCAUGUUGGAAAAUCUGCCGCAGUCAGUCUCAGUAAAGAUGGCCGACAUUUCGCCGGAAACUGAAUAUGAACGUGUCAGAGAAAAUAUUCGGAGUUCACAAACUUUUCAUGUGAUUCAUGAAUACCAGUUUGAGUUCAAAACAAAGGGAAACCAAGUAAAAAACGAAUAAAGGAAAGAUAACUUAUUAAACAGGAGAAAUAACUUCAAGACAUUCAAAAAAUACAGUUUAAAAAUGUGCACUUAAAAACAAAAUUGUUAUUUCAUCAACGUUAUACAUGUACUGUAUAGUUUGGUCAUUUAAUUUUAAAUAUUUAUUUCUGUUUAAAGUUUAAAUGAUAGUGUUAAUAAAUAAUUCAUAAAAUCAAUUUAAUAGGAAAAUAAUUCAAGUAAGUUUUUUUAUCUGAACUAAAUGGAUAACUUGGAAUUAGGAUUUGGAAAU